Molecule: messenger RNA, 1543 nt
Organism: Paramecium sonneborni
Lineage: Eukaryota; Ciliophora; Oligohymenophorea; Peniculida; Parameciidae
Source: the annotation of a GenBank genome assembly
AUUAAUUGAUAAGUAAUGAUUGGAAAUCAAUAACAUAUAAUGUAUCAACAAGUAUGUUUCAGAUAGUAAGUGGUUACAUAUGCACAGAUCUAAUGUCAAUGCUUAAUUUACAUUUUAUGGGUCAAUAUACAGACAAAUAUCAAACAGCAGCAUAUGGGAUUGCAUGGAUGAUAAUUUAAUUACUUUUUGUUCCAUUAGGAUUAGGUAACACAUUAUCAAUAUUUUAGGAAUCAAUCAAGGAUUGAAUAAUUAGGUAUCUCAUGCUUUAGGAUAGAAUAAGACCAAGCUUUCUUAAACCUACUUAAAUUUUGCUAUAUAUACUAUCAUAUUCAUUUCAGUACCCUUUUUUGUUUUGAUUUACAAUUCAUAAUAUAUGGUUCAAUUCAUUAUCUAAGAGGAAACUGAAAUCAUAACAUAAUUCGCAUGGUAUAUAUAAUGAAAUAAACAAGCAUCUCAGGUAAAUGAUCAUUCCUUUAUUUAUGGCUGCAUUUAUACUCUUAUAAAUUGAAUGCUUGAAAUAAUAUCUUGUUGGAUGUAGGGUUUUUCAACCUUUUCCAUUUAUUUAUGCUUCCACUCUUGUAUUCCAUUUAACUACAUGUAUAAUUCUAUUUUUAAUAUGCAACCUGGGUUACAUAGGUUUGUGUGCAUCCAUUAUUUUGAGCGAAGUAAGCAAAUUUUUAUUAUACUAAGUUAUUUACAUUAUUCAUGUUGAUCAGAUACAUUUACAAGAAUCCUGAAGUGUAUAAUUUGAUAGCAAACUUUGAAUUCUCUUGUCAAAUAUUUUCAUUUAGAGAUACCUAUGUAAUGUUCAUUAAGGAGUCUAUUCCUUUGAUUCUCCAUGUUUAUGCUGAUUUCAUAGUUUUUUACAUUCUAUCAAUUGUUGCCUUUUCUUUAGGAGUUAAUUAAGCAAAUGCUCAACUUGGUUUUGCUAAUACAAGUUCAAUAUAUUUCAAAUUUCCAAUAAGUUUAUCAGUAACUUUGAUGUCUUAUGUUGGAAAUAGUUUAAGUAAAAUUGUAUAUUAACAGAGGUCAACAUAAAAUUGAAUUAGCAAAAUAAUAUAUAAUUAGUGGUAUGUGUGUUUAAAGUGUAGUGCUUAUUUCAUUAAUAAUAGGCCUAACUAUAUUUAGAGAAUAAUGGAGUCAGAUUUAUUCAUCUGAUUUGUAGAUCUAAGAAAUCAUGUUAAAUACUCUUCCAUAUUUUCUCAUUGGAAGUGUUUGUUUUGAUGGAAUUCAAGGAGCCUUAUCAGGAGUCUUAAAGGGAGUGAAUAAAUCAACAAUUGUAUCUAAUUAAACCAUGAUAUCCUAUUAUAUCAUAGGAGUUCCAAUGGUUUUAGUUUUGGCUUACAUCUUUAAACUCUAAUUAAUUGGUAUUUGGUUAGGUUUUGGCCUAUGUAAUUUCUAUUUGACUAUCAUAUUUCUAUAUGUCCUAAAAGAUCUAAAUUGGAAUGAAUAAGCUGAUCUUAUUACCUAAAAGCUUCAGAAACAUGAAACUUGUCUUGGAGACAUAGAUUUACCUUUAAUUUAAAAAUAACAACAAUAAUGA